This is a messenger RNA of Debaryomyces hansenii CBS767, 2982 nucleotides long. RefSeq names its product 6-phosphofructokinase subunit alpha (gene PFK1). The record is from RefSeq and is a predicted model, not a curated record. Gene Ontology annotation, cellular component: mitochondrion; cytoplasm; 6-phosphofructokinase complex. Gene Ontology annotation, molecular function: fructose-6-phosphate binding; 6-phosphofructokinase activity; AMP binding. Gene Ontology annotation, biological process: fructose 6-phosphate metabolic process; canonical glycolysis; fructose 1,6-bisphosphate metabolic process. The coding region runs from base 1 to 2982 and encodes 993 amino acids. NCBI's taxonomy places the organism in Eukaryota, Fungi, Ascomycota, Pichiomycetes, Serinales, Debaryomycetaceae. The transcript has a single exon.
AUGCCUAUUCCGAGGAAUGAUAUCGAAGGAAUUAGUUUUAUUUCGUUAAUUACGAAUAAGAAUGAAGAAUUCGAAGAAAGUGCUAAUUUCUAUAAUAAAUUAGGAUUUAGAUUAACCAAGAAUUUUUCUAAAAUAACGAACAACUCAGAAAGUAAGCCAAAAUUGCAGAUAGGGAUUUCGAAUGAUUCCUUAAAGGAACUUUGGUUGGAGUCUUUUCCAUUGCAAAAUACAGACGAAAAUGGCUUCAUUAGACCUUGGCAAGAGUUGCUGGUGUAUGAUGGGGAUGGAUGUGAAAAAUUAAACUCGGCGACUACUCUUAAGAUUAGAUUGUCUACUUUGGAUGACUUAAGCAAUACUGCUAAAGAAUUGAAUUUUUUUACGACUGAUUUACCAAAGGUCAAGGAUAUUUUGACGAAGGAUUUGAACACCGAAUUUGAAAGUCCAAGCGACACCGUAAUCAAAGUCGUUGAUCCAAUGGGGAAUACCUUAAAUUUUUCGAACUUCGAAAACCCGUUGUCCGAAAAGUCAUUCGAUUCUCCAGAAGACUAUUUGAAGUAUAAAACGGAAAAAUUACUUUCAUCAUUAGAUCGUUUGGAACAUAAGAGUGUCGAAGAUCAACCAACUGAGAAGACUAAAAAGAAAAAGAAAAAGAUUGCUAUUAUGACUUCUGGAGGUGAUGCGCCAGGUAUGAAUUCAGCAGUUCGUGCAGUUGUAAGAGCUGGUAUUUAUUAUGGAUGCGACGUGUUUGCUAUUUAUGAAGGUUACGAAGGAUUAGUCCAAGGUGGUGAUUUGAUGCGUAAAAUGGAAUGGGCCGAUGUUAGAUCGUACUUAUCAUUAGGUGGUACUGCUAUUGGUACUGCGAGAUGUGCUAAAUUUCGUGAACGUCCGGGUAGAUUACAAGGUGCUCAUAAUAUGGUUGAAAACGGUAUCGAUGCGUUGAUUGUUUGUGGUGGUGACGGUUCAUUGACCGGAGCUGACUUAUUUAGAUCCGAAUGGCCUUCAUUAGUAGAAGAAUUGGUUAGUAACGGUACUUUUACCACAAAAGAAGUAGAGCCAUAUAGACAUUUAACAAUGGUUGGAUUAGUUGGCUCAAUCGAUAACGAUAUGGCUUCAACAGACUCUACUAUUGGUGCAUAUUCAGCAUUGGAGAGAAUUACCGAGAUGGUUGAUUACAUUGAUGCUACAGCUUCUUCUCAUUCGAGAGCUUUUAUUGUUGAAGUUAUGGGUAGACAUUGUGGGUGGUUAGGUUUGAUGUCGGGUCUUGCGACUGGGGCUGACUUUAUUUUCAUUCCUGAAAGACCACCAAAGGCAGGCCAAUGGCAAAACGAAUUAAAAGAUGUUUGCUCGAGACAUAGACAAAAAGGUAAAAGAAACACUACUGUUAUUAUUGCAGAGGGGGCAAUUGAUGAUGAUUUAAACCCGAUUACCCCUGAUGAGGUUCAAAAAGUUCUUGUUGCAUUAGGUUUAGAUACCAGAAUUACUACCUUAGGCCACGUUCAAAGAGGUGGUACAGCCGUAGCAUAUGACCGUUUGUUAGCAACAUUACAGGGUGUUGAUGCUGUUAAAGCUGUAUUGGAAUUAACUCCUGAUGACCCUUCACCUAUGAUCGGUAGUUUAGAAAACAAGAUCGUCAGAAAGCCUUUAAUCGAAGCAGUUAAAUUAACUAAGUCUGUCGCGACUGCUAUUGAAAAUAAAGAUUUCGAUAAAGCUAUGAGUUUAAGAGACUCUAGUUUCGAGGAUGCAUAUCAUCACUUCUUAUCGUCUUCAAUCUAUGAUGAUGGCCUGAAAAUAUUACCAGAAGCAGAAAGAUUGAAUAUCGGUGUCGUUCAUGUUGGGGCUUCAUCCUCGGGUUUGAAUGCGGCAACCAGAGCUGCAGCCUUAUACUGUAUGUCUAAAGGUCAUAAAUUAUUUGCUAUUCAAAACGGUUUUAGUGGAUUAAUCAAUGAAGGUGAAAUAAAGGAAUUAAGUUGGUUAGAUGUCGAAGGAUGGCAUAACAAAGGUGGUUCGGAAAUUGGCACUAAUAGGUCAUUACCAAGUGAGGAUUUUGGUAACGUUGCAUACUAUUUCCAAAAGUUCAAGCUUCAAGGUUUGAUAAUAAUCGGUGGCUUUGAAAGUUUUUCAGCUUUAAAUGAAUUGGAUGAAAAAAAACAAGAAUAUCCUAUUUUCAAUAUUCCGAUGGUUGUUAUACCUGCAACCGUGUCUAAUAACGUGCCGGGUACAGAAUAUUCGUUGGGUGGUGACACCUGUAUGAAUCAAUUGCUUAAAUAUUGUGAUGCUGUAAAGCAAUCAGCGUCUUCAUCUAGAAGAAGAGUAUUCGUGGUUGAGGUUCAAGGUGGUUAUUCAGGGUUUGUUGCCUCAUACUGUGGUUUAAUCACUGGAUCACUUGCUACAUAUACCCCAGAAUCCAAAAUCGACUUGAAAACUAUACAAGAGGACAUAGAUCUUUUGUACGAGGUUUUCGAAGAUGACAGAGGUGAAUAUAACAACGGGAAAAUGAUUAUCAGAAAUGAACAAGCUUCUUCUGUGUAUACUACAGAUCUCAUUGCCGACAUAAUUAAGGAAUCUGCCGGUGGAAGGUUUGAAACAAGAACUGCUGUUCCGGGUCACGUCCAACAGGGGUUUACUCCUACGUCCAUGGAUAGAGUAAAUGCAUGCAGAUUUGCCGUGAAGUCGUGUCAAUACAUCGAAGACUGGAACACGAAAUUAGGAGGCUUGAUUCUGGACAUGGAUGCCACCAAAACGAACAGAAGAAGUCGUUCUAAUGUCAAAAACAGUAUUGAACACAUUCUUGAAGAGAAAAACGGCUCUGCUGUUGUGCUUGGAAUCCAGGGUGCCCAAAUCAAAUUCAACUCUGUCGAAGCCUUAUUCGCUAAAGACGCUAAUAUUCCCUUGAGAAAGGGCAGAGUGGUCCAUUGGACAGAAAUGAUCGAAGUGGCCGAUAUGUUAAGCGGAAGACUCUUAUUAAGAGAAAAAAAGCAAUGA